Molecule: messenger RNA, 576 nt
Organism: Cryptococcus wingfieldii CBS 7118
Lineage: Eukaryota; Fungi; Basidiomycota; Tremellomycetes; Tremellales; Cryptococcaceae
Product: Ras family, other
Exons: 5
Coding region: 1-576 (191 amino acids)
Biological process (GO): small GTPase-mediated signal transduction
Cellular component (GO): plasma membrane
Molecular function (GO): GTPase activity; GTP binding; GDP binding
Source: RefSeq, a predicted model, not a curated record
AUGUCUUCUACGUCAGCUUCCGGUCCUCUCAAGCGCAAGGUCGUCAUCAUGGGGUCCACCUCAGUCGGCAAGACCUCUUUGACUCAACAGUACAUUGCUCCUCCUACGUACACUGCAUCUUACUAUCCCACCAUUGAGGACACGUCCCACAAGAUCGUCAAGCACAAGGGUGUAGAGUACGAUAUGGAGAUCAUUGAUUCUGCUGGUUUGGAAGAGUACUCUUUGUUCCCUGGCAAGUACGCCGUCGGCGUCCAUGGGUACAUGCUUGUCUACUCUAUCGCAUCGCGGCAGUCAUUUGACAUGGUGCCCACGAUUUACGACAAGAUCCUCGAUUACGCCGGAUUAGAGAGCGUGCCCCUUGUCAUCGUUGGUCAGAAGACGGAUCUAAGGGACCAAAGAUCCAUCACCAAGGAUGAAGGCGAAGCGCUGGCCAAGAAGCUCCAUGCUGGUUACGUGGAGUCCAGUGCCAAGGACAAUAAUAAUGUCGGCGUCGCAUUUGAAAUGCUUCUCAACGAGAUGCAGAGGGUGUACAACCCCGAGCCGGAGAAGAAGAAGUCCGGCUGGUGGCCCUUCUAA